GUUGUGACAUGUGUGCAGACAACAGGAACGGCGAGUGUCCGAUGCAUGGGCCCCUCCACUCUCUGCGGCGCCUCGUCGGCACCAGCAGCACGCCGGCUCCCGUCACGAUGCCCGACGUCCCUGAUUGGCUCAGAGACCUGCCCAGAGAGGUGUGUCUGUGCACCAGUACAGUUCCCGGGCUGGGUUACGGGAUCUGCGCGUCUCAGAGGAUCCCUCAGGGGACCUGGAUCGGCCCCUUCCAGGGAGUCCCCCUGCUGCUGGACAAACUGCACUCUGGAGCCGUCAGGAACAGCAGACACCUGUGGGAG
Molecule: messenger RNA, 308 nt
Organism: Notothenia coriiceps (black rockcod)
Lineage: Eukaryota; Metazoa; Chordata; Actinopteri; Perciformes; Nototheniidae
Product: putative histone-lysine N-methyltransferase PRDM6
Exons: 2
Source: RefSeq, a predicted model, not a curated record